GAGCUGGGCCGAGAGAAGGCUCGGGGAGCACUGACCACUGACAUGCCCUCUGCGUUGUCUAUGAGGCCCUGGGAUGCUGCACUCCCCAACACCACUGCAGCAGCAUGGACCAAUGGAAGUGUGCCGGAGAUGCCCCUGUUCCAUCACUUUGCCCGGCUGGAUGAGGAACUGCAAGCCACCUUCCCCAGCCUGUGGCAAGCACUAAUGGUCGUGCACGGCACCAUCUUCCUUGCCGGGCUGGUGCUCAACGGACUGGCACUGUAUGUCUUCUGCUGUCGCACGCGGGCCAAGACCCCUUCAGUCACCUAUACCAUCAACCUGGUGGUGACUGACCUGCUAGUGGGCCUGUCCCUGCCCACACGCUUUGCUGUCUUCUACGGUGCCCGAGGCUGUCUGCGCUGUGCCUUCCCUCAUGUCCUGGGCUACUUCCUCAACAUGCACUGUUCCAUCCUCUUCCUCACCUGCAUCUGCGUGGACCGCUACCUGGCCAUUGUGCAACCCGAGGGUUCCCGCCGCUGGCGCCAGCCGGCCUGCGCCAAGGCCGUGUGCAUCUUUGUGUGGCUGGCAGCAGGAGUCGUGACCCUGUCUGUGCUGGGUGUGAAGUCGGGUGGACGAUCAUGCUGCCGUGUCUUUGCUCUGACCGUUCUGGAGUUCCUGCUGCCUCUGCUGGUCAUCAGCGUGUUCACAGGCCGGAUCAUGUGUGCGCUGUCGAGGCCGGGUCUGCUACGCCAGGGCCGUCAGCGGCGCGUGAGGGCCAUGCAGCUGCUGCUCACGGUGCUGGUCAUCUUCCUGGUCUGUUUCACACCCUUCCAUGCCCGCCAGGUGGCUGUGGCACUGUGGCCUAACGUACCUAAGCAUACCAGCCUUGUGGCUUACCACGUGGCUGUCACCCUCAGCAGCCUCAACAGCUGCAUGGACCCCAUUGUCUACUGUUUCAUCACCAGUGGCUUCCAGGCCACUGUCCGAGGCCUCUUCUACCAGCGUGGAGAAGAAUUCAAGCCCAGCAGUAUGGAUGUGGUCAGCAUGCACAAGAGCACCAAGGCCUCAGCUCCCAUUCACAUCCUCAGCAUCGGUUCCCACACCCUUACCCAGCCUUUGACCAACGGGCCUGAGCCGUAGGCGGCAGUACUCUGCCAAGGGUCAAAGGUCAAGGCUCUAGGAGGUUACCAGGCAACCACAUCAUGGUCCUGGACAGCAAGUUGAUUUCCUACUGAUCCGUUGGAUAUGGCUGUCCAGUGUGUUAUGUUGACAACCUGAGCCCACUGUGCUGUGAUUGAUUAGCAAUGUCUGUAAGGGCUCCAGAUGGGGUAUAAUGGUAUGAAUGCUGGAUGCUGCACUUUCCUGUGGCUGUGUAGUAUCCCCUGAACACUCAAAAAGGUAUCUAGGAGCUUCUCCUAGCCUCUGUGAAUUUGUUCCCUGAAGAAACUCUUCCAGAGAAAGCACAAAGAUCAACUUUCUGAUGACUCCCAGGAGGGUUAAACCCAACCAGAAGAGUUCACCACAGGCAGAUGGAGAAACAAGAGGAGAAGGUCAAUGUUUUGGGGGCAAUAGUGUUAGGUACAGGGAGUGGAGACACCCCAGGCUUCUGUGAACUACACCACAGGCCAGCAUAGCAAUCCAAGGUGGCCCUCUGUGUAUCAGGAGUUGGACUUGGGUAUCUGGUUGGCAUUUGAACCACUGCAACCCCAAAUGAAGAGGCUAGUUUUAGUUGUAUUCUUGUGUGUGUGUGUGUGUGUGUGUGUGUAGGCACGCAGAGGGGGAAUUGACCCAGUCACCACCACUGGAUUAUAGUGGUGCCAAGACUCAAUCUUACAGGCUCCAGCAUCCCAGCUCCUGCUUCCAUGGCUACCUCUCAGACUCCAAAGACCCAGCCCGGGAACAGUCCUGAACCCACUAACCACUGCCCCAGACUCUGUGUGGCCACAGUCCUCUCCAGUGGUAGAAAAUGUUAGGAAUAAAGAUACAAAGCAACUCAAACUCAGGGCCAACAGCCCAAGGCCUCUUUGUCUUGUAGGCUCCCCCUCUGGGGGCCAGGGCUCCCAAUAGGGAUGAACCUCUGAUCACCAGCUCCGUGCUGCAUUCCAGAGAGUCUCAUUCUUGCUCUUCUCUAGUGCUAGGCUCCUGUUUGGUGUUUGGGGGAGUGGUCUGUAGUGGAGGGGCAGGCUCUGAGUCACAAUUCCUGGAGCAGAAUAGAUGAAAUUUGGGCCCAGAAGGUACACUGAUCUAGUGAGACGUCUCCUAUGUUCCAGGGACCUGGGACUUGAGCAGCUGGGGACAGGGGGUAGUUAGGACAGGGGCAGGAUACACAGUUUCCACUGGUUCCAGGCGGGGCACCCAUAUCCAAGUUCAGGGGGGGGCUGUGUGAGAGCAAGAAAGAUAGUCAGGGCUCUACUUUUCAGCAAGGAGUCUGGGCAUGGGAUUAUAGGUCACUGCUAAACUUCUAGCCCAACAUGCAUGUGCCCUGGAUCCAACUUCUAGCCCAACACAACUGAACAAAACGUGGACCAGGGCCUGAGGUUUAGAAGGAAGGCUUUGUAGAGGACAUGGGUGAGGAGUACAUUUUGUUACUCCAGGCUGAUUGGUCAUGUUGUCAGACCCUGUCCCUGUCCCCGUUCCUGUCCCUGGCCUGUCCCUGUCCCUGUCCCUGUCCCCGUCCUUGUCCCAGUCUCCCACCCUCCUUAUCCCAAUUAGGUCUCCAUUUCCUGGCUGGGAUGACCUGCAGUUCAGAUAUCAAAAAAACAUAUGAAGUCAGUGGUGCAGGACCCUGUCUGGGGCUCUAUAUUCUAUAUUCUGUAUUCUGUAUUCCUGUCUGUAUACCUGAGAAGCAGGUAGCAAAAUCAUGGCAUUCUUUUGCCCCUCUAACCACCAGUAAACCCUCACUAGAGGCUUCUGUUGUGCCUCAUACUGAGGUCCCUCCCCAAACACUAGGUCAUGUUAGGCCAGAGACCCUCCUCCACCCUAAGGACUCUCUCAAGAUCCCAUAGGCUACUCAUGACUCUCCUGGGCACCCCAGGCCUGUGUCUUUAUGAUUUGAGGGGUGAUGCCCCUCUGACCAUGAUCCCCUUCUGUACUAUGAGAUCCACUUAGAUCUCAGAGAGGUGGGGACUGCGGGCAAUGGAAAGGAAGGCUGAAGCAGGACAAUGGCUUGCUUAAAGAUCAGUCGGAGCUCGCCCCUCUGGGAGCCAGUGAUCACAGAGAGCUACACCAGCCCCUUUGGCUUCCCAUGACUACCACUCAAACCUUCUUUUUCCGGCAUGCCCCAGUCUCCUACCCUAACCCCACUGUUCCGUGCCACACCAACCAGUCUGUUAUCUCUGCCCUCUCCCAUCCCCAUCAAAGCUCAGUAUCCUGGCUCCCUGUUGUUAACAUUCUAAUUCACACUAAAGAGUGAAUGACUAGGCUUGGUGCUAAGGAGCUUGCAAUUAGUCUGGUACAAUCCUUUCUAGAAGAAAGGGAUCCCUAAAGUGAAGGAAUAGAUUCCCCUCCCAUCCUAUCCCUAAGUCUAAAGCAACACCAUCAACCUGUGUUCCCCAGGGCCUUGGAAGCUUCCUGGCCUUAAGAGCCUUUAGUGAAGGAUUUUGAGGACCUAGGCAGGAGCUUGUCACCAUUCAAGCCACGAGGACUGGCUGCCAUCUCAGGGGUCCAAGAGCCAGGCUUGGGACCAUCUUCCCACCUCUGAGAACUCAGACAACCUCUCUUGAGGCUAUAGGGCCUUGGCUUCCUCAUACCCACUCCCUUUUCCUCUCUUUGGAGAUGGAGAGUGUUCAUGGCAAGGCAUCUUAACAGGUCUCCCUGGUCUUGGGAGGUCAGAACGUCACCCUAUUCCGGUGAUAUUUUGGCUAAGGGUUUGUCCGGGAGGGCUUUGCUUGGGCCCAUGGUUCCCAGGCUAUGAGGACUUGGUGACCAGUCUCUCUUCCCUCCCCAAAAUUUUCAAAACGCCAAUGACGUGAAAUGUGUAUUUAUAUCCGAUGUAAACAGCAUCCUUCGCUGGAAGCCCUGGCCCUAAAUUAACACUGUUUAUUUUCUCUGUGCCUGGCUGAGCGCCCAGCUGGCAGGUGGGGGCUGUGGGGUGGGGGAGUACCCAGCCUGAAGGGACCUGUGUGCCCCUCCCUCUCCUCUCACUGUGGAACACCCAAGGGAGGGAAUGAAGAGAUAGAUGAGCAGCUAGAUGCCUCACAGUAUCUCACCAGAUCUUUAAAGUGUGACCUACAGGUAGAGGGAGCACUGGCCCAUCUGUGGUCCUACUAAGUUCCUAGAAUCCAUUCUCUUUGCCCUUAAAGGUGAGGGUACCCACUUCAGUUCAUUGAUGGGAACACCGUGUCUAGGAAGGUUCUGCUUAGUCCUCUGGUAUCCAGCUUUUGUCUCUCAAACAGCCUGGCUGGCCUUAGCCCUAGAAGGCUCAGUGGAGGCAGGAGUGCAGGGAGAGACUGACAGGGGUGCAGGGAGGGACUGACAGGGGUGCAGGGAGGGACUUUGGCUGUACAGGGCUCAUCAUUCUUCCUGUCUGGCACCCUAGAGCAGCCGGAGGCGUCUAGAGGUAAAUAUUAGGGACUGUUUAGAUUAACCUCCAUUAAUAGCAGGAAAUGUCACCUCGGAUGCCUGCCCUGGCUUCCUGUAGGCCUGAGGCGAGGCUAGUCCAGCUCGAGCUGCUGGCGUGCAGAGAAUUGCUCGAGUGAAUUCCAAGCUCACACCCUCCACACCCAUGCUCCCAAGCUCAAGGCCAUCUUCUAGAGUGGGAGGGCUGGGCCUGCCACUGCUUCCUGAACCUCACUCUCACUUCCUAGGGGGAUCCUGGAAGCUGGGUACGAACUAGGGAAGGAGACAUCACCUGGCUGGUUGUAGUACCACCACAUAUCCUCUGGGCUCGGCUCUCUUCUCAUAGGGGAAAAGUGAGGUUGGAAAAAGGAGAUAAGGCAGUGCCCUCCAGUGUUACCCAAGGACCAGACUGGAACUCUUCACACAGACCAUGCCACAGCCAGGACCCACAUACACAGGAGCCGCUGAAAAUGUGUGUCUGGCCAAGGAGGCAGAGAGCUAUAUCCCCUGAAUGCCAGCAAGGGUCACUUGGCCUCAGAGUGAGAAUAGGGCAGAAAAGGUGAGAAGGCUCCUCCGACUCCCAAAUCACAUUCCUCUCUUGGGUACAUCUUCCCUAUUCCAGAGUCCACAGGACCUCAUGGCCUAGGAAGACCCCUAGAUUAUUCAGUCCACAGUGCUUCCCUGCCUGCCUGUGGCCCCUCCCUCUGCCUCUACCCCAUCUCAAGACGGUUCUACUCACAAUAUUGCCAAUACCUCCCAACACUUAUUCGCCUGGGGACCACCUCCCUCCUUUGCCUUGCUCCCGGAGGUCACUUGUGCCCAGAUCCACUCCUCCCCAGACCACUGCAAGACAGGACCUAUUUCUCAGCACCCUCCACCCUGCGCCCCUUCCCAACUCUCACCCCAUCAACUUUACUAUCUUACUUUACUGUCUAUCACUAACCAUCCUAAGGCCUUCUGAUUCUCCAGGUGAGCCCAUUGUCCCACACCAUGACAUCUUCCUGCACCCUGGUACUGGUUGGUAGCCUGCUGGCACAGCUGGGACCAGGCUUGGGUCAGCCUGUGACAGCAGUGAGUGAGCCCGGUCAAAGGAGAGCUUCAUGGCAAAGAAGGAGUCCUCCACCAUAGCCUUCUCCCCAUCAGCUUCCUCAUCUGCAACCAGAUCUCAAGGUCACCGGCUCCCAGCUCCAGCAAAGGGGUAAGGGAGCCUCCAGAAUCACCAAGCCUGCUUCCCCUCUGCCCACUACCUGGUUAUCCGAUCUCAUCUGAGACUUAAAUGGGAAAUGUUCUAUACAUGUUCCGUGAACCUUUGGUUCCUGCCCCCCACCCCUCUGUUAGCCCUUGGUCUCCUUAGACCUCAAGUGGCAAGGUUGUAGAUGAGACCCACCUUACCCUGAGUGGAAGUCCAAUCUGUCAUAACCUGAGGAGGUCAUCAGACAUAAGUAGAGUCUAGGCUGGGCAGGGAUGUUCCCUGCCAUGUUCCCUGUAGUGACCCAUCAGUCUCUUUGCCAUAGUGGGCUCUCUAGGUUGAUGACAUAACAGUACUUCCGGGUUUGGGGCAGUCAUUAUAUUUUACAUGGACUGGGUCCACAAACCACCAAUUCACAGGGGACACAGUAGGAAAGGCACUGGAGGCCAGAGCCUGCUAAUCUGGGAUGGGGCUCUGAAGAGCUGGAACCAAGGUUACCACCUUCCUGCUUCUCAUCUGCUGCCCACACAAAGCCUGUCAUUUCUUGGCGGCAGUAACCAGGUUUCUAAGAAGAUCAUGAGUCCUACGGCUCCAGCCUCCUGUUGCUUUACUCAACAAAGGAAGCACCUCAGGUUGGGGAGUAGGGACCAGGUCCCAGUGGGCUUCACUUCCUGACCAGACCAGGGCUGCUACCUCCCACCCCUGCAUAGCAAAGGCACCCAAACCUACAGUGAUAAGAUGUACCAAGCCUCCCCACCACACUGACCCAUGAUGUCAAGUUCUUGUCUGUGAUGGGGAACCUGAGACCUUGAGGUCCCCACCUCAUUCUUCCUAGAGCAAAGCCAUGGGUCAUAUCAGGGAAGUUUCCAGAGCCCUGCUCCAGAGUUCAUAGCCUCAUGAGGACAGGCGUCCUGGGAAGGUCCAAACCAAAGGAACAGGACAUUCCACUUUUCUGCCAAUUGCUCAUGUUCUUUUAAGGUCUUCUUCUGACCUUUAGUGGACUUUGUCUACCUUAAAGUGAGAAUACAAGAAUAAGUGAGCGUGUGUGGCCAAUGCAGAAGGAUUAUCUCAAGUUCAUGGUCACCAUAGGCUACAUAAUAAGACCCUGUCUCAGAAGAAAAACAUACAAAUAAGUGUCUAUACAUAUAUUGGUACAUGUGUCUACAAACACGGAAACACAUGCUUCUAGUCAUUUGAAUGUAUAUCUGCAUAUAUACAUAUAGUGUGCAUAUGCAGAUAUAUAUGAAAGUGUACGUGUAAGUUUGUGUUUAUGUAUACAUAGAUGUGAGUCUGCAUGUAUAUGCCUGUAUAUGCAUGUGUGUACAAGUAUAUAUGUACACCAUGUGUGAGUAUGUGUAUGCAUAGCUUUAAGUCUGUGUGUGCAUGUAUGUAUACAUAUAGAUAUGUGUAUAUGUAUGACAUGUGAGUCUGUGUAUACAUGGAUGUUAAUCUGUAUAUGUAUCUGCAUGUGCAUGUAUAUUUGUGUAUGUAUAUUUAUGUGUGAGUCUGCAUAUACACAGGUAUAAGUCUAUAUGUAUGUAUAUCCAUGUAUAUAUGUGUAUGUAUGGUAUAAGUCUGUGCAUACAUGGUUAUAAGCCUUUGCAUAGGUGUCCGUGUGUCUGUAUGCAUGUGUGUGCACGUGAUGCUUGUCAUGGCUGACAACCUGAAAGGAAAAGGAGUCACCUGGGAGACACCAUGUCCAAAGAGGUUUAACUGAGAAGGGAGGCCCACCCUCAGAGUGGGUGAUACCUUCCUACAGGUAGCCCAGAUAUGGAGGUCUGAGGAAAAGGCAGAGCUGCGCACCUUCUUGUCUUUCUGAAUGGGUUUGAAGCAGCACCAAUAGAAAGACGUUUUUCUGCACUCUGGCUGGAUCGAUAGGAAAGGUCUCCUGAGGGGCAGGACCCCGCUUCCCGCAGCAAUUCUCUGUGUUACUUUCCUUAUUGCCAUAACUCAACAACUGAAAAGAAACACCUUAAGGAUGCUGGUAAGGCGGCUCAGCAGGAACAGGCACUUGCAUGCCAGCCUGACAGAGCUGAGUCCCAUUCCCAUGCCCCACCAGGUGACAGGAAAGAACCAAAUCCUGUGAGUUGUCCUCUGACUGCCACAUGCACACCACGGCAUACUCCCACCUGCACUCUCACACAUGCAACAAGUAAUAAAUAAAAAUAUUUUAAAAGACGAAACUAGGGCUGGUGAGAUGGCUCAGUGGGUAAGAGCACCCGACUGCUCUUCCGAAGGUUCAGAGUUCAAAUCCCAGCAACCACAUGGUGGCUCACAACCAUCUGUAACAAGAUCCGACGCCCUGGAGUGUCUGAAGACAGCUACAGUGUACUUACAUUUAAUAAAUAAAUAAAUUUUU
Messenger RNA from Mus musculus (house mouse), 8084 nucleotides. It is a transcript of the gene Gpr20, whose product is annotated as G protein-coupled receptor 20. The transcript has 2 exons. The record is from RefSeq and is a predicted model, not a curated record. Gene Ontology annotation, cellular component: signaling receptor complex; plasma membrane; membrane. Gene Ontology annotation, molecular function: G protein-coupled receptor activity. The coding region runs from base 43 to 1119 and encodes 358 amino acids. NCBI's taxonomy places the organism in Eukaryota, Metazoa, Chordata, Mammalia, Rodentia, Muridae. Gene Ontology annotation, biological process: G protein-coupled receptor signaling pathway.